Messenger RNA from Eutrema salsugineum, 412 nucleotides. RefSeq names its product defensin-like protein 5. The transcript has 2 exons. Gene Ontology annotation, biological process: defense response. The coding region runs from base 98 to 337 and encodes 79 amino acids. The record is from RefSeq and is a predicted model, not a curated record. Lineage: Eukaryota; Viridiplantae; Streptophyta; Magnoliopsida; Brassicales; Brassicaceae.
CUUUAUAUAAGUCUCAUCUUCGUCCGUAUUAGCUCUGCAAAACACUUGUUUUCAUCGUUCUCUUUCUCUCUCUCUCUCUACAUCUCUCUUCAAAAAAAUGAAAAUGAAAAUUUCUCUUCCGUUGAUCUCAGCCAUUGCCAUAAUGCUAAUGCUCCUCCUUGCCACAGGGAUGGGUCCGGUCACGGUGGAGGCACGUAUGUGUGAAUCGAGUAGCCAAUUGUUCAAUGGGCCGUGUCUAAGCACAACCAAUUGCGCCAAUAUUUGCCACAAUGAAGGUUUUACAGAUGGUGACUGCCAAGGAUUCCGCCGUCGCUGCAUCUGCACCAGACCAUGUUGAUCGAUGAUCUAUUAUAUACAUAAUGAAUACGCUCAACAUAUAACAUUCUUAAUCAUCUUCUAUCAUUUUCCUGUU